Molecule: messenger RNA, 1014 nt
Organism: Lucilia sericata (common green bottle fly)
Lineage: Eukaryota; Metazoa; Arthropoda; Insecta; Diptera; Calliphoridae
Product: probable methylthioribulose-1-phosphate dehydratase
Exons: 5
Coding region: 163-837 (224 amino acids)
Cellular component (GO): cytoplasm
Molecular function (GO): metal ion binding; methylthioribulose 1-phosphate dehydratase activity
Source: RefSeq, a predicted model, not a curated record
CGGCAAACAUCGAAAGCCGUUUCAUUUUAUUUGUUCGGCACCGGACUCUUCUGUUACUUAUUCAUGUUGUUGAAUGAAAUUGUUGUAAAUUUUGGUAAUUAUUAUUGUUAUCUCGUACUUGUUAUCAGUUAUUUAGUAAAAACUUUAUAAGCAAGUGUUAAGAUGUCUUCAAUUUACGACAAUUUGCCUUUGGAGCAUCCUCGCAAAUUGAUACCGGCUUUAUGUCAACAGUUUUAUCAUUUGGGAUGGGUUACUGGUACCGGUGGUGGUAUUUCGAUUAAAUUGAACAAUGAAAUUUACAUAGCUCCCAGUGGUGUACAAAAGGAACGCAUUUUACCCGAAGAUUUAUUUGUACAGGACGAAGAGGGCAAAGAUAUACAAAUUCCGCCCGAUUAUAAGCAUUUAUCCAAAAGUCAAUGUACACCACUCUUUAUGUUGGCCUAUCGUCAUCGUAAUGCGGGCGCUGUUAUACACACACAUUCCCAGCAUGCUGUUAUGGCUACUUUAUUGUGGCCCGGAGAGGAAUUCCGUUGCACUCACUUGGAAAUGAUUAAAGGCAUUUUUGAUGAUGAAUCAAAACGUUAUUUACGUUAUGAUGAAAAAUUGGUGGUGCCUAUUAUAGAGAAUACUCCGUUCGAAAGAGAUUUGGCGGAUUCUAUGUAUGCAGCCAUGAUGAAAUAUCCUGGUUGUUCAGCGAUUUUAGUGAGACGUCAUGGUGUUUAUGUUUGGGGUGCCACAUGGGAAAAGGCCAAAACUAUGGCGGAAUGUUAUGAUUAUUUGUUUUCGGUGGCGGUUGAAAUGAAGAAAGCCGGUUUAGAUCCUGAAAAGUUUCCUUAAACAUUAAAAUAUUUUGUUAAUAAUUUUUGUUUGUAUUUUAAGUUAAAAAUACAUAUUCUUGGUUUAUUUUUUGUUUAAAAAAUUAAAAAAUCUCUGAAAAAUUAUAAAUUGUAUAACAUAAAAAAAUAAUAAAAACAAAAAUUCUGGCAUCACAUUCGAUGACUUGGUAGCUAGUGA